GCCUCUCUCUCUCUCUCUCUUCCGUCGUCCCUCUACUCCUUCGUCUGUCUCUCUCGCUGCUUCUCCACCCCCUCUCCUCUCAUCACCAACAUCUACUCCUCCCGUCUGUCUCACUCGCUGUCGCCCCCCAACCACCCCUCCACCUCCCCUCACCACAUCUCCUCUCAUCUCUCCAUCCUUGCACGCGUCCCCCCCUCUCUCUCUCUGUUUUCUCUCUCGUUCCGUCGUCGUUUAUUUUCGCUGCAAAGCGACGUCGUUCCACCGGCCGAGGUCUCCACUCUCUCUCGUCUCUCUCUGCGUCGGCAUCUCCGCUAAACGCUACGCUCUGGUCCGGUUUCUCUCGUCGUGGUGAUCGUUUUGAUUGAUUUGCGACCGCGGCGUCUUAAUUGCGCCGCGCUGCGCCCGUGGACAUCGGGAGGCGACGAGGAGCGAGAGGAUCGAGCGAGGAAGGAGGAUUCAUGUUCGCAGCGGAGUGAGUGUCAAGGGCUCACCGCUGCCUUGUGAGCUAUUUUUGAGUUCAUGCUGAUAAGAAAGGACAAAUUAACAAGUGAUGGAAGUGCUCGGAGUGAACGUCGCCUCCGUGUAUCUCGCAGUCUGCGUCAUCUGGAUCACGAGCCAAGAUGGCUCAUUAGCCGCGACGGCGUCGCGAGCCAAUAACAUCACAAUCAUCACUCGCAUGCUGGACGGUCUGCUGGACGGAUACGACUACAGGCUCCGGCCAGGUCUUGGAGAUUCAAUAACGGAAGUCAAGACUGACAUUUAUGUCACAAGUUUCGGGCCCGUUUCUGAUACGGAAAUGGAGUACACCAUCGACAUGUUUUUCCGACAAAACUGGAAGGAUGAGCGGCUGAAGUUCCAGGGGCCCAUGGGAGUGCUGCCCCUCAACAACAUGAUGGCCAGCAAAAUUUGGACACCUGACACCUUCUUCUAUAACGGGAAGAAGUCUGUGGCCCACAACAUGACCACGCCGAACAAGCUGCUCAGGAUCAUGGAGGAUGGCACCCUCUUGUACACCAUGAGGUUGACCAUAAAGGCUGAGUGCCCCAUGAUGCUGGAAGACUUCCCAAUGGACUCGCAUGCCUGUCCCCUCAAGUUCGGAAGCUAUGCCUACACCAACCAGGAGGUGACCUACACGUGGAACAAGGGGGAAGACCUCUCUGUGGUGGUGGCCGAGGAUGGCUCGCGCACCAAUCAGUACGAGCUGCUCAGGCAAACGGUGAAAAGCAUCACCGUCAAAUCCAGCACAGGAGAAUAUGCGGUGAUGACCAUAUACUUCCACCUGAAGAGGAAGAUCGGCUACUUUGUCAUCCAGACGUAUCUGCCCUGCAUCAUGACGGUCAUCUUGUCCCAGGUGUCCUUUUGGCUCAACAGAGAGUCAGUCCCUGCACGGACAGUGUUUGGUGUGACGACCGUGCUCACCAUGACGACACUGAGCAUCAGCGCACGCAACUCGCUGCCCAAGGUGGCGUACGCGACGGCCAUGGACUGGUUCAUCGCCGUGUGCAACGCCUUCGUCUUCUCGGCACUCAUCGAGUUCGCCACCGUCAACUACUUCACCAAGCGCAGCUGGGCCUGGGACAGCAAGGUCACCGUCGAGCCCAAAGAGGACAAGAAAAAAGAGCAAUCUAGCCUGGCGCAGAAAACCAACAACACAUACACCGUGAGCCCGUCCAGCUUCCCGCAAGGAGUCGCCCGGGACAGCGGCGUUCCCACGGUGACCCGCAGCGCGACCGCGGGCCCUCGAUCCGCCACGGCUGCCUCUGGCCCCACUGAGCCGAAGCCUGCCGAGCCGAAACCCGCGGAGCCCAAGAAGACGUACAACAGCGUGAGCAAGGUGGACAAGCUGUCCCGCAUCCUCUUCCCCUUGCUGUUCGCCUCCUUCAACCUGGUCUAUUGGGCCACCUACCUCAACAAGGUGCCCAAGAUGAAAGGGGUGAUCUUUCAAAACUGAGGGCAGGCUUGCCUGCCGUAGACCUGCGUUCCUAAAAGGCACGGCUCGACCGCGUAGCAGGCGGCGAGGUGAGUGGUGAGGCGGUGCGUCGGCACUCACCUCCUCCGCAUUCGCUACAGCCGGGAGCCAGUGGGGGGGGGGGGAGUCCCCCUCUUAACUUUGAAAUUAAACUGACAGGUUUUUUGUUUGUUGUUAAGGCACUCGUGUUGUUUUGUAAGGAAGUUCGGCUGGCUUCACAUUUGCUCAUCUCACCAUGGGGCUGUAAUCUCGUAGGAAAUACAUGUGCUUUUUUUUUUUACACGCAGCGUUGUUCCAUUUGUUCCAGUGGAACAAGUUGACGAUUGCCAGUUGUAUGCCCUGGAACAUCUUUACAAUUGGACGGACUGAGGUUUUAUGGACUUGACAACAAUGUCAAGGACACCACCUCUGAGGCAAAACCUACGAGAAUAGGUGAAGAUUACGUGGAAUCUCAUUUCAGAAAUAAUAUUUAUCAAGGUGAUUACUAUGAUUUUACAUAUUUGGUAUAUAUUUUCUUUAAUGUCUUCGUGGUAUAACCCUCUGUAGACUCGAAUGAGCUACGGUUCCUUUCUCACGUCUCCUGCUGCGUGCGAGGCAACAUAUCUCUUUGGGCUUGGGGCAUCCUUGCAAGCAGGGUUUCUGUGGGACAUUCUUCAACUUAAUAAAAUUGUUUAAUUACACUGCUGGACGAGAAAAUAUGUAGGCAACUAAGUUCAUGCAAAUAUCAACGUGUAACAUAAAAUGUCGCACAACUCUUUCCGGGAAAAAACAAUCGAUUGCAUUCAACAAAGUGGCACCGUUUAACUUCAGCUUUUGACGGGGACCAGAAUCGCCCGACAUUCGGUUGACUCCUGCAGCCACUUGUGUCAGAUUUUUUUUUUAAAUAGCUGCGUUUUCCAGACUUUAUUACAUAAAUCCGGCUCUGUACAUCAUCAAAUUACAUUGCUCACAGCCGCAGGAGCCUUUGCAAGUUCGACGAGGGGAUUUUUGUUGUUGUUUGAUGACAUGCAACGACUGAUCUAGCCCCAAGCUUUAAGCCAACUUUUGCUCUCACGUUGAACUCUCCCGGUUCGGUAAUAAAUUGGCUUUCAAGUGGAUUCCCUUGUAGCACCACUGGAGAUGUAGUCUGUUGACUCUCGUGUGCGCUGAGUUUGCUUGGGGAUGGAAUACUCAUGGACGGCACCGUUUAGGUCCGCAUAGACCAUCGGCGGACACGUUAACCCUUGCUAUACAUAUACAGAACUCGCGAAUAGUAUUUAAAAAUACUGUGGUCACACUGCAUCUCUUCACUUUUAUGCUGUCCCACGAUGAACUUGAGUUCUGAUACGAAGGGGUUAGGGUGAGGGAUACUCGAUCGAGACAACUGGGAUGAGUUACAAAUACCGCUCCUCGCCAUUUGUGUACCACUCACAAGCGACAAAGGUAACGAUCCAAAAGCAUGAACCAAACGCUUUUCUUUUACACAUUAUAAAAGCACUUACUGCAGCUAAAAACUACUGUAUUUAAUGUAGAAUAGUCAUUAUAUCUAUAUAUCGGCAUUUGUUGUAUGUAUUUGUGUAUAACGAAUUAAAAUUUUGAGAAUGAGAUAAUAAAAUUCGUUUAUGUACAAACUCAAACUUACAGAACUUUAUUUUUAAUAGUCACCCAUAGUAAUAUCAUCAGAAAUAAGUGGCUAGUGUGUAAUAAUGACAUGGUGAUGGAUAUGUUUUUUUACUAUCUUGUUCUCAAAAUGUUUUUACUGCCCGUCAUACUCUAUAUGCAGUAUACACAUACAAAACAGGUACAUGUUGACAUACAUACUCACAUACACACAAGCAUGCAGGUGUACAACGUGCACACCUGCAUAUAUGUAAUUUGUCUAACUGGAACAUUGUUAUAUACGAGGUUGAAUUAAAGUACUGUCAUGCUUUGCCAAUAUUGGGCUUAUUUAAAAUGUUUCUGCAAUAAACUGGCUCCGAUGUGUGAGCAGCUGCUCAGUGGGGUGUAGAGGUUCAUGAAUAUGGGCUAAUUUUCGGUAGGAAAGUGACCAAAUAAAUCUAUGGAAAGGCUUUUUUUAAGUACGCUUGGUACGACUCCAAAAUUGACGUUAAACGACCUUAGCACAUUCAAAUGCUUCCAUGUUCCUAUAUAAUUUUUCGUUAGGAUUAAUGUUUAAUUGAUUUCAGUUCUUCAUUGGAAUGCAUUCAUUUUCAUGGGGCUACCCUGUAGGAUGUUCUUCUUGGCAGAACAACAUUAACUGUUGUUGGAUCAACAUUGUUACCGACCACGAUUAUAACCACAUGCCAGCGUUGACCCAACAUUGCUGACAUUAACUGGGUAUUCUCCACUCUGAUAGCAGUUAUAUUUUCUUCAUGAAGAUUUGGUUAUUUCACUAUGCAUCAAAUGGGUAGUUAUUCCGACCAUGUCUCAGUCUGGUGGAGAAUUGGCCAGUGGCUCUGAUAGUGGCAGAGCUGGCGUGCGACCAGGUAGUGGCGAGGCCAUGCUCCGAUCCCCCGGAAUGCCGGAUUGCCUGGAAAGACAAGCUCGCCAAAUCCAGAAUGGUUUGGGGGUCAAUGUAUCCCUUACUCAUCAUCAUCCAUCCUCAGUUAAUAGAAAUGAGGAGCAACAUGACGUAAUCAUCUUGUGGGAAAGGAGGUUGCAGAGGGAGGGGACACGAGCAGGGCAAAGGAGAACAUCGGUUUAAGAAGUCGGGGCAGGUGACGCUAUUAUUCUGACUUCCUGGUUCCAUUCUGAGGUUGUGAUACAGUUUCAAAUGAAACGUCGUAUCUGUUUCAAAUGUUUUUUUGUGAGUAUUGUUCUUCAGCUCACCAGUGUGAGCUGAAACAAUGAUAUUUGGCGCGUUGAAUGUUCGUACAGUGCACGACAGUUUCAUUUGUGUGGCUGUGUCAGGUCGGUGAAGGGUCCUGCGAAGUAAAUCUGUUUGGAUCGUUUACGCAGUGGCCUAAACCUAUGGCAAUUAUGAAUUACGCCCCAUGUGUUAAUGGAACGUCUGAGCGAGGCAGGCGUUUGUGUCGAGUACCAACACACGUGACGAUGAUUAUAACGAUGGUCCGGCGCUGCCUCUGCAACAGCUGCAGGGUCAGGCAGAAGAGACUGAUGGUGACGCGCACCAUGACUUUAGGAGCCAUUGUCGGUGACAGUUUCUUCCUUAAAACUUAAACUUUAGUGUGUGUGUAUAUGAAUGGAGCACAAUUGGGGAGCGGUGGUGUUGCAGUUAGCGCGUUGCGCUAUGAACCCAACAGAGUUCAACUCCCGCUUGCGGCCAACACCAGUGACGAUUAUUUGAACUGGUCAUUGGGCAUCCCCUAGGUCGACUCAUUCUCAAAUGAGUACCUAGUGCGGUGUGUAAACAUCGCCACUGGGAAGACAAAAGCGGUCGGGCAUGGUGCUGGCCACCCACCCCCUCAUAUACCGUCCCGGCCUUCAUAGGAGCUCGCUAACAGCACUUGCACCAGUCUGUUAAGGCUAUACGGGGGAUUUAAAAAUUGGUUUGGAGCAUAAGUGAUCCUUAUUUGGGCUCUUCAAACCCCCCUCCUCCCCCCUUCCCCAAACCGCAUUGGCCAGCAUUGCGAGAGUACGGUCGAAUAACCCCCGGCGCGUGUGUGGCUCGAGGACGCCUCCGUUCAGCAGUGUAUCGGCACAGCCGCACGUGAUAUACGCGGCGACAAUGAAAAACCUCCAUCCACAAAUUAUUAUUGCCUCACGUUUCUGCAAUCGUCGGCCACAACCACGUGAAGGGCCGCCGAUGUGUGGGGCCCGCCUGCAGGGUGUGGAGCAUAGAGCACGGAUUGCCCUCCGGUGGUCCAUCGCUUCGCCGACCGAUUCCGCACUCUGCCACCUGGCUCGGCACAUUCGUGGAACCAUUCACACUUUUUGAAGAGCACACACACACACACCUGCCCAUGGUGGUCACGUGCAUAUUUAUCUGGGUCGUCCGGUUUUUGCCCUCCACAUUGAGAAACAUGUGUUUAGAUUAUUUGGCUGCUGCUAUAAAUGCCCACAUAUCAUAAGCCAGGUCGAUGAGCUAUCAUGUAUGACCAAAUCGCCUCUGAAAAAAUAUAUACCAACUCAAUGGGCUUCACCUAGUAAUAUAAUAGUAGUGACUUGCUUGGGAGUAAUGAGUGGCCCUGUCACCGGUGCAAUGUGAAAUACCCUCCACUGUCUCACGACCUGAAUAGUCCAGGAAUUGGCAUCCGUGUUUGGGCUGCAGGAACCGAUUUGUACCGCGAUCUGGAACCGGUCUUUGUGUGUUAAACGUCACUGCAGUAAAUUGCAGUUUGGCUAGACCGAGGCUGGCUGAGAAAUGUCUUUGUUUAAGAUGGUAACGACCCCUAGCACCACCCCCUUAGUUCACUGGGACCAUGGGAACACAUGCAAAUAUUAUGAAUUGACAAUACAAUUUGCUAAUGAAACACAUAUAAUACAUCUCGUUAACAUAGUAAAGUGUUUACACGUUUGCUGUCAUGCUCACUAAUUGGAUUCUGGCAGACAUCCGUUUUAAUUGUAAAUUCUCACAACGCUUUCAUGCGGCAAUGGUUUCACAGUGUGCCAUGCUGAUCGAGGUAGCGCGUGUGCACACACACACAGAUCUCAACUUGAAAAGGGCACUGCACACUUACAUCUUGCGAGGGUGGAGAGUUUAGAAAGAGUACCAUUGCCACUCAGACCACUGGCAUGAGUUCGACUUUGUACUUCAUCAUUGCCCCAUACAGUGAGGGAAAAAAGUAUUGAU
Molecule: messenger RNA, 6701 nt
Organism: Lethenteron reissneri (Far Eastern brook lamprey)
Lineage: Eukaryota; Metazoa; Chordata; Hyperoartia; Petromyzontiformes; Petromyzontidae
Product: gamma-aminobutyric acid receptor subunit alpha-1-like
Biological process (GO): monoatomic ion transmembrane transport
Cellular component (GO): membrane
Molecular function (GO): extracellular ligand-gated monoatomic ion channel activity; GABA-A receptor activity
Source: RefSeq, a predicted model, not a curated record